AUGACAUGGUUUUGGUGUUUUGCACCAUGCCAAGGCAAGCCAAGGGUGCGUGGGAGGCGCACAUGUGAAGCAAGACAAGGUCAGAAGACAUGUGUCUUGGGUUGGAGUUGGCAGCCAAGACAUGGCAGCAAGGCAGCGCAGCGCGCAAGGGAGACAUGCGCAGCGGGCAAGGCAACAAGGCAACGCAGCGCACGACAGACUUGCGCAGCGCAGCGCGCAAGCAAGGGGCAGCGCAUGUCGACAGAUCGUGGGCAGCGUGCGUGGGCAGUUGUGUGGGUUGGUGCGUGGGCUGUUUGGCUGGCAGUUGGUGCGCAUGGUGCUGGCAGUUCGUGCAGGCAGAUGGUGCGCACGAUGCUGGCAGGUUGUGCAAGCAGUUGGCUUGCAGGAUGCGCAACACAAGCAGGCAGAUUGUGCUGGACAUGGCUGAACGUGGCAGUUUGGCUAAAGACGUGCUGGAGUGGGUCUAGGACGUGGGCAAAACGGUUUUGA
Molecule: messenger RNA, 489 nt
Organism: Prunus armeniaca (apricot)
Lineage: Eukaryota; Viridiplantae; Streptophyta; Magnoliopsida; Rosales; Rosaceae
Source: the annotation of a GenBank genome assembly